This is a messenger RNA of Paracoccidioides lutzii Pb01, 4560 nucleotides long. RefSeq lists its product as hypothetical. Bases 1 to 4560 code for a protein of 1519 amino acids. The record is from RefSeq and is a predicted model, not a curated record. The transcript has 3 exons.
AUGUUGCCCCCGGGAACAGAUGGCAGGACUGGUAGUAGCAUGGUUGAGGUUUAUUAUCAACAACACGUCCCUCCACCCCUUAUCCCUCUUCCACUUUUCUCCCCUAUCCCCAUUCCUCACCUCAUGCCCACGUCCUUCUCCUCUACCCCUAUUAUCACCUCCAACCCUUUCUCCCAGCCCAUCCCUAACCCGCUCAGCCCUGCACCAACCGUUCUUGUUUGCCUGCGCGCUAUUGGAUGUAGCCAAGCAUCCUCUUUCGGCCUCUCGCUUCACCAGUAUCGUAAAAAUCUUUCCUGUCCAUCGUUAGACGAGGCAUAUACCACUACUCCCGGGCCCAGAAGAACACUGCGAAGAAAACCCAAAGCCCUGAAUCUCAACCUUGUUCGCUCUCGUGAAAUCACGCCUUUGCCGUCUGUAACCCCUCUAUCAACCUCGCCAGUUCCUCUCUCGCGAAGCCCAGCGGAGUUGGUUCAGACAGCCCAUUCAUUAGAAAGCCAUCCGGUGCCUUGUUGCGAGCAGCGGGAUAUCCCCACACACUCUCCCUAUUGCAGCCUGACAGACGAGACAGUGAUUCUGCGAAGAAUAAAUACUGCACCUACUGUUCUUAACAGUUCACCCGGAUACUACCCUUCAUAUCCACCCCGUUCACUACCUCCACCUUACACGCCCACGGCGAGUAUAGCAAGUGGAAGCUCCAGAAUCAGAAGGCUGAAAGCGUUCAGAAAUCAACUGAAGCGGAUUCCAGCCAAACUCAUUUCCCACGGCAAAUCUUGCUCAGAAUCGGGGCUUUCUUUAUGUUCAAAUCAGUUAAAGUCUCAGCCAAACGAAACACAGCACCAAUAUAGAGGUGUUUCCUUCGAGAUACUCAACCGACCUAAACUCCCUUGUUUGUCCCUUACCUCAGACCCUAACCCCACCAACCUGUUCAAGGGUAAUUCCUCAGCCUCCCUUUUUAACACCAUGUCUGCUCCUGGUCAAAGCUUCCUGGGUAGCCACCCUCCUCUAGGGGAACAAACCCCUCUGAGGCGCUCCUGUCCAGUUAGGUCAAGGAGUGAAGAGCGUCGGCCUACUCCCCCACGGGCUUUGUUUGAAGAUCUUCCCACAGCCCAUUCCUCUAUCACUUCUCGGAUAACAAGCCAGAGAAGCAAUGUUUUCCCAUUGUUUCCAUACAUCGACCACGCCGUGGAUAAUUUGGAGCUGGAGCAGGAGCUUGCGUUUGAGCCAACAAUUGAAGAACAUAACAUCGAGUUUCCGUCCAAUCAGCCAGGUUCGCCCAUAUUCUAUUCUGAAAACGAAGCUUCUGAACAGAUUCUGAAGUUUCUAUCACCUCGAGAGGUAGCGCUGUCCCCUACUCCUGCUCCAGUUGAAGAUGAUAGUGAUGAUGAUGAGGACGAUAUCAAGAACCUCGAUGAUUCGUACUCAAACACUGCACUGAGCGGUACGUCAGCUGGCCAGCCGUCAAACUACUUUUCGAGCUUAAGGUCACGUUCCGACAGUCGUUUAAAUGGUGGAGCAAUCCGGAGGAAUCCCUCCAGAGUCACGAAGAUGCAAAUGCCAAACCACGAGCGCAGCAUUUCAAGCCCUCUUGACCACCUUUCCAAAGAACUUGAGGAAUGUUUUAUCAACGACGAAAAUGCAGUUUCAGAACGAACAUACCCAGCGCCAAAGCAUCCAUUCGAACGCAGCCUUGAGGCUGCAGACGCAGCAGCACACGCGCAACGGCAGUCAUCUAUCUACUCGACAGGCGACACGCUGUCAGAGCUAUGUAACCAGGCGCUGGCAGACAGUAUCCACGCAAGAGAUGGGUCAGGUCCGUAUGACAUCGAUCCUCGCCUGUCCAAUGACUUUUCCUAUGAUCACCAUCACAUGCGGCAUUGCCAAUACAGCUUGGGUUCAAUAUCAAGUCCGAAUUUCUCCAAACCCAUGCACCUGCGGGACUCAGAGCGUCCUGAGCCAAGCACACGUACAAGCACGCUUGCGUUUCCAAUCUCCUAUUCCUCAGUGGAUGAUCCUAAUCUUCACCAUUCAAACUGGCAUGCACGUCGGGUCGACAACACUAGUAACAGUUCAAUUCCAGCGACCAUUGAUAUUGGUCCUGGAACCCUUCAAUCUAGUUCUAUCACUGGAAUCGCCGAUUAUGAAUUUGUAGAUGAAGAACACGAUGAUAUGGAUCCGGGAAGCAGCCAAACGGCAUCCAGUCGGCAGCUAAGCGGACUUGGGACGUUGUCCACACUCAAGUCUCGCUUUCGAUUUCCAUCGACUUUGUCGUCAUCUCGCUCAAAUGGGGCAAAAGGAGGCGAUGGAUUGAAAUCGCAAAGCUUUAACAUGUACGCUCUUUCAGCUGUCUACAGAAAGCAGGUUUCUGACCAGAUGGAAGGACAUAAGGCUUUUAGAAGCGGGGAAGAGAAAGGGGAGAACAGCAAAUGGUAUGGGCAAGGUGAUGAUUAUGAUGGGGGAUAUGAUGAUGCACAGGACUGGCAAACAGUUGCUGGCAGCCAGCAGUUUAGAAGUGGGAUCAAAUGCGAUUUCUCGCGCAUAGACACAGGGAGCAGCCUGGCUAACUACUCCAGCUAUGGGAGUCUUGCGAAUGCAGAACCGAAGCUCUGGACAAUGUUGACAUCACCGGGGGAACCCCAGCAGCAAUUUCCUAGUUGCCCCUUUAACACUAACCCAGCAGCGUUGCACACAGGACAAAAAGGGCUUGCCCAAUCCCACAAACCGCACCAGAACCCAGAGUUAGACCAAGUCGUGCUGUUGCCGGAGAACCACCAUGCGCAUGAUCACCACAACCACUCAGCUGCAGCUCUAGUUACAACUAAGGCAGGCCUCAGUUUCUUAGACAGCAACAACUCCAGACGGACCCUUGCGCCAGUUCUCGCAGCCUCAACAGCAGCGACUCCAGCUCCUUUGGCCUCUUCUUCCUCGCGUUAUCAACACCCGACCCCGCUGCAAAAACCACAUACGCACCCUUUCCAACACCCACCACCUGUCCUUGACAAGGGAAAAAGACGGCUGCGGAAACAUAGUCUGUACCAGCAACCAACCCCGUCUCGGUUUGGCCCAGGCCCUAGUGGAAGUAGUAAGUUUAAUUUCUUUGAUUUCUCUUAUCAUCAGCAACAUCAGCCUCAACUACAGAAACAAACUACAACUACCGCUGGUGCUGCAACUACUGCAACCACCAAACCCUGUCGCUGGCAGCAGUCCUCUGUGACUGACUCCAUUGGCCCUGCUGCAACUGCAACCGCGUCAUCAGACUGGUGCACUGUGUCUUCGUCUGCCCAAGAAGUGUCUGCGCCUGGCCAGGACCCAUAUCCCUCCUAUUUUCCGAAAGAAAUCCCUUUUGUUUCUUCCAGAAGGGACACCACAACAACCACCCCCGUCGCGCAACACAAUAAAAAUAUUGCCCGCCGUAAAAAGGCUUUUUCCCAUAAAUAUCCGAGCAUGCCUAAAUUCGGUACUGAGGAGACUAAAGAAGCUAACUACGAAAACCCCAGUCAGCAUUCACUGCCCCUGACCGCAAGCACCCACUCCGCGCCGCGCGACUAUUCUCCCGCCAAUAGGAAGCAAAAAGAAGCCACUUCCGUUCCCAAGAUGCCCGAACGAGCUCAUCCCACUCCCCGCUACGACUCCACCGACCGUCUCAUUCUGGAUCAGCACUCUAUCCCUCCCACCCCGCCUCGUUACCCCUACGGGCAUUAUUCCAGUAUCCAUUCAUCAUCCUUGGCAUCUGAAUCAAGGUUUCAACAGCAACAUGACCAGCAGGAUGCCUGGCGUCCCUCAGCAGUAACAGGGGCACGUACGAUGUCCUGUGGGCUCCGUUGGCUUCUGACCCAAGACACAAUCACCAAUCACUACUCUUGCAAGAACAAUACUGAUACCAAUGAUCAACAAGAUCAAAAUCGUUGCAUGAGAGCUCCAUCUCGCAAUGACUAUGUCCGCGAACGCAUUCGUCAGCUUGAUGAACCGAUAAACGCUGCUGCCCUCCAACACGCGAGAGGUAGAUAUGCUAGAAGAACCGCAACCACCAACACCAAUACCAAACCCUCCACUAACAAUGCAAUCCCUACUCUCCACAUUACUCACGAGAGAGCACGAAACAUCCCUCCCCGUCCUUUCAACGUCGCUAUCCGCCCUGUCAUCAACAAUCACUUUGACGUCGACGAAGAAUCCCAUAUCGGUGACUGGUACUACUCCGAGCACGGCCAAUACGCGUUCUCCACUGCGCCACGCCUCUACAAAAUGUCCGCUAGACAUAAAGAACGCGCUGCUAUUACAGGUCCAAAUACAAAUUUUGUUCUCCAACGACGUGUUGGGCGGGAAUUGAUCAUUGGCGCGACUGCCUUCUUACCCUUGGGUUGGUUUGUGCUGGGUUAUAUUGCGCUUCUGGGCCAUGGUGCGGAUUGGUUGGUGCACUGGAGGUCACGUGGAGAGGCGAUUGGGUUUCACUAUAAGGAGGUGAGAUUUGCGAGGAGGGCAGCUGGGGUGGUGUUAAUUAGUUUGGUUAUUGCAGGGCUUGUUAUUGGGACUAUUGUGGCAGCUCUGCAUGAGAACGAUUCGUGA